This is a messenger RNA of Xenopus tropicalis (tropical clawed frog), 4283 nucleotides long. RefSeq names its product formin binding protein 4 (gene fnbp4). The coding region runs from base 201 to 2933 and encodes 910 amino acids. The record is from RefSeq and is a predicted model, not a curated record. The transcript is spliced from 17 exons. Lineage: Eukaryota; Metazoa; Chordata; Amphibia; Anura; Pipidae.
UUCUAAUGGGCAGGUAAGUGUUCAUCACACUAACUCAGUAGCAUAAGUCAGGACCCUAGCGCAACUACUAAUGUCAUUCCGUGAAGUAUCCGACAUCCAAAUGACGAUUACUGGUGACGUUCCAGAUCCCCGCCGGAAGUGACGUCCAAUGUGCGCCUCCGCUGGAAAUCGGUGAGGCGUUCGACUGCGGGUUUUUCCUCAUGGGGAAGAAGACGCGGGGGGCACCGGGCCGAAGACCCAUUUUGCAGCUUUCCCCUCCCGGACCGCGUACUGGGAGUCGGGAAGGGACCGGAUCUGGAUCGGAAGACGAUGGUGAUGCCCAGAAAAUGGCACCUCCUACAGGCGGAAUCACUGAACUGCAGCCCGCAGUGGUUAAACCCACCGGUGGACUCUGUUUGCUGGGCGCAUACACAGAUAGCGAUGAAGAAGAAACUGACUCUCCUGUAAAAGCCUCAGUAGGAUCUUCUACAAAGGCCAACACAUCUGCAGAUAUUGACAGCACCUUGGCUAAUUUCCUUGCGGAAAUUGAUGCUAUCACUGCUCCACCCCCCCCUGAUGGCGAUGCCUCUGUUACAUCUGCCGUGCCUCCAACACCACCAAGGCCUGAUCCCAAAGAUGCUCAUUCUUUAACCACCGCCACACAUAAUGGAGGAGACCAGAGUUUGGCAGGACAUGCGUGGCAGUUUGAUACUCAGUGCUCUCUGGCUGGAGUUGCAAUUGAGAUGGGCGAUUGGCAGGAAGUAUGGGAUGAAAAUACAGGCUGUCAUUAUUAUUGGAACACUCAGACCAAUGAAGUGACCUGGGAACUGCCCCAGUGUCUCGCCACACAAGUUCAAGGGGUUCAAGGAUACACAAACAGUGCUACUGUUGGGGCCUCUGAGGUUUCCAGCGGGCCCUCUAAGGAGGCGAAAGAAGAAACCGUAGGAAGCAUCAGUUUACCCAUCAUUACUAAGAAAGAAGUAAAGAAGGAGGUGAAUGAGGCAGUUUUGGCCAUUUCCAACAAGGAGGAAGAAAAGGUGGGUGUGGCUGCUGCUCUGUUAGCGCCACUUUUACCUGAUACAGUAAAGGAAGAGGAAGAACGGUGGCGCAGGAAAGUUAUCCUUAAUGAGGAUAUCGGAGAAGCUGCUUCUGAAGAAGAUGAGGAGGACCUGCCCACCUCUUGCACAGACAAAGCAUUAUCCGGACAGAAUGCAGACGAGGCUGCACAGGAAGACAUCUGUAGCACUGUGCAGUCAGGGGAGAGUGAUGAAGAGAUGGAAGAACAGGACACCCUAGAGCUGGAGAUGGUGUUAGAAAGGAAGAAGGCAGAACUGCGAGCGCUGGAGGAGGGAGAUAUGAGUGUAUCUGGGUCAAGUCCAUGCUCGGAUUUCAGUCAAUCAGAGGAAGCUCAAAAAGCAAAACCAAAAAGCAAGUGGAAGGUGUUUGUUCCCACAGCCAGUCCUGAAUCAACAAGCCGCAGUUCCAGCAAAACUGGCCGAGAGUCUCCUGAGACGGAACUUGGUGCAGAGGCUCCAGAGGGCUCUGUGUCUGCAAAGGAGCCGGAGAAUGGAGACUUAAAGGUGAAAGCGCCCCCAAAAGUAAUAGAGGAGGAAAAUGAUGAUUUAAAGUUCCAGAUUGGAGAGCUGGCUAACAGUCUGAUCAGUAAGCUAGAAUUCCUUGGUAUUAACAGGCAGUCUGUGUCUAAUUUCCACGUGCUGCUGUUUCAAACAGAGACACGGAUCUCCGAUUGGAGAGAGGGAGCACUGAGUGGAAACUACCUGAAACGCAAACUGCAAGAUGCAACGGAACAAAUAAAACAGUAUGAAAUUAACGCCACUCCUAAAGGCUGGUCCUGCCACUGGGACAGGGAUCAUAGGCGCUAUUUCUAUGUUAACGAAAUCUCGGGAGAAUCCCAGUGGGAGUUUCCUGAAGUGGAAGAGGAAGAGGGGGGUGCAGCAUCCCAAAGCAAAUCUGAAAGCAUUAAGGUCGAAAGUGCCCCGGCUCUUCCUGUGGAACCAACAGAGAAUUUUUCAGCUUCUGCCUCAACCAAACCAGCGACUGCUCCUCCUGUACCAGUGACUCCAUACUGGGAGCUCGUUCAGCCUCCUCUGCCCUUGGAAGUACCUCUGCCCCCGCCCCCUCCACCACCAGAGUCUCCACCUCCUCUGCCCCCUCCGCCUCCCUCUCCCCCACCCCUGCCUCCCAUGGAGGAUGGUGAGAUCGAAGAGGUAGAAAUGGAAGAAUAUAAUGGCAACGAGCCGCCUGCGCCAGGAACGGAAGAACCCCCCGUGAAAUCAGUGGAAUCAGAGCCACAAAUCUCCAAGGCUAAAAGUGAGUCUGUCAUUUCUGGCAAAGCCACAAAGAGGAAGGCAGUCACCACGGACAUGUUUGCAGAACAAAGCGUAACCAUUGGCAGCUGCCCAGUUCUCUAUACUCAACAGGCCCUGCCUGCAGUAACAACAAUGAACCUUUCAGCCAGUUAUAUGGGGCUGCCGCUUCAGGUCGGUGCCCCUGUGGUCAUGAGCUCGAUGGAUUAUACCAUGCAAAGCAAUGCCCUGGUACCUGCCUUGCCCCAUGUAAUGACCCACGGGCUUAUGUCUGCAACCUCUGUACCGGAGCAACCAGCCCCACCGCUGCCUCCAUCUCAGACGGCCCAGAGCAAGUCUCAACCUUCAGAAAAAACAAAGAAGAUCAAAAAAGAAAAGGUUAAAAAGAGCAAGGUGAAGAUGCCGUCCCUGGUCCAGAAAUGGCAGAGCAUACAGAGGGAACUGGAUGAGGAGGAAAACUCCAGCUCCAGUGAUGACGACCGAGAUGUUGUCAACCAGAAACGCAUUGAAGAAUGGAAAAUCCACCAGUUAACAAGUGGCAUGGCAGAGAAAAACGCAAAUUUUGAGGCGCUACCGGAAGACUGGAGGGACAGACUGAAAAGGCGAAAAAUGGCUCCAAGCACGUGACCCUCCUGUUUUGUACAACUGUAUAUUCCCACAACUGAUACUGUAAUUUCUGCCCCUUUUAUACCAGUGUUAAUGUGUUCCAGGUGGAGUAGCACUUACAUUUGUUGACACGCAAUGGUUCAGCUUUGUCCGUUCAGUCCCAGGAUUUUAUGUGUGCGUUUCUCUGCAGCUGGGAAGCCACUGGGGAAAUCCCACUACAAACAGCUGCUUUUUUGUAGUUGUUGUGAUACCUUCUGAGCAAAGGGUUAAGUUAAUGCAACACAAACGCACUCACUGUUAAUACCGCCUGUAGCAGAUUAUCCAUUGGCAGUUUUUCCACCAGCUGAGAAGCGCCGGCUUCCUACGGAGUGUGACUUCAGCAGGAAAAGCAGGCGCAAUGCUUAGUGCUCCAGCCUACGCCUCCAUGUUUUUCCUACUAAAAUGAAUGUGAGCCGAUUGCAGGCGUUUCUUUACGGGUGGAAAAUCCCCUGUGCGUGACAUUUUUUUUUUAAAAAUCAUAUUUCCCCUUUAGAAGGUUUUUUUUAUAUAUUCUACAAACCCCCCAAAGACCUGGGAGAAUAGUUUAUUCCUAAACAUAUUUUUAUUCAUAAAUCCCCGGUGAUGGGACAGUAGAGCAUUAUUUCUAACUUUCUUUGCUUGCCCGAGCUCCAUUCUGCCCCCAGUCGAGUAAAGGGACCUAUAACUGAGGGUGUUGGCUUCCAUUAUUCAAUAAGCAAAGAUAAAGGGAAACUACCUCAAGUACAGUCUAUUCUCUUUGUAACGAGUACAACUUAAAAACCUGAAUUUAAAAAAAAAAAAAUGUAUGAUUGGUGUUUGCAGUUAUAUUACGCAAUGUAGUUCUUCCCAGGUAAAAUGUUUAGCCCCCAAACCCCUUUCUGGAAUAAAGCUGCCUUGCACAACAAACAAAUCAUUGACUGUGAAACCUAAAAUCCAAUAUGGGAUGCAUUUUCACUCCUCAGAAUGUGCCAGCAUUGGGUAUGUAUCUGCAUCCUGUGCUAGGCCGGGCACUUGGGUGCCACCUGGGGGGGGGGGGGUACUUUCUUGGCUUUAGACCUACAUGUAACUUAUUUUCUUGUUUGUAUCAUUGGAUCGGGCUAAUAAUCCCACCUGAGGUUGUUUGGGCUGAAAUGUUCAGCAAAUGGACUGUCCCUAAAUCUGUGGGUGGAUGUGUACAACUAAUGGCAUUUUCCAUGUUGAAUGAAUAAUGGUUUGAAGCCCCCAUAUCUGAGCCUGAACAGUGAUUUAAAGUGGCUGCUUGUAAGGGAAGAAGGAACUUGUAUUUUUAAAUUGUGUUUUUGCUUUCCUCCUUGUACAUUUUGUAAAUAUGAAUAAACUGCAUUUUUACCUAAA